This is a messenger RNA of Gongylonema pulchrum, 261 nucleotides long. Lineage: Eukaryota; Metazoa; Nematoda; Chromadorea; Rhabditida; Gongylonematidae. The record is from the annotation of a GenBank genome assembly.
AUGGAUCUCAAAAGGGGCGAGGAAGUCAUUGAAAGCAAGAAGACGAUAUUAUGCUCGACAGGCUUUUCAGACCCAAUUUUGAUCUGCUUUGAUCAUCCAGUUCAGGGUAUGGCAGAAGUUGGAGUUGUUAUCGAAAAUGAAUUAACGACGGAUGAAGAAAAGGCUGAAGUAGUAAAUUUUUAUUUUGCCCCAUCGACUGAUAGCAAAAAUGGUACUGGUGUUCAAGGCGGCCAAAUACCGCUGAUUGUGUUUUAUGCUUGA